This is a messenger RNA of Sardina pilchardus (European sardine), 4841 nucleotides long. RefSeq names its product integrin alpha-M-like. The transcript has 30 exons. Lineage: Eukaryota; Metazoa; Chordata; Actinopteri; Clupeiformes; Clupeidae. Gene Ontology annotation, molecular function: integrin binding. The record is from RefSeq and is a predicted model, not a curated record. The coding region runs from base 1 to 3477 and encodes 1158 amino acids. Gene Ontology annotation, biological process: integrin-mediated signaling pathway; cell-cell adhesion; cell-matrix adhesion. Gene Ontology annotation, cellular component: integrin complex; external side of plasma membrane.
AUGUCGGCUCUUAUGUUAACGUUUGCCAUCAUUUCAGUGUUUCAGAUAGCGGCAUGUUUCAACAUCGAGUCUACUUCUUGGAGACACAUCCACCAACCGGCCGAGGGCUUUGGUUACAGGGUGAUCCAGGACACCGCUUCACGUCUGUUGGUGAGUGCCCCUCUGGAGCAGCAUGGUGUGGAUAGGAGAGGACGGGUUUACCAAUGCCAGGUCUCAUCCAGCUCCUGCUCACCACUACAAAUAAAUGUUCCUUCGCAUGGAUUGAAUAUGUCUCUUGGCCUUUCCAUGAGCAAGACAGAGUUAUCUACAAAGACAAUAGUUUGUGGUCCAACCAUCCCAAAAGAGUGUGAUAACAUCAAUCUCUAUGGUGGGAUGUGUUUCAGCAUUGGACCGUCUCUUCAACAAGGAGGACCUGUGCCAGCAUCUCUUCAAGACUGCAAGGCUACAGAUAUUGCAUUCUUGCUGGAUGGGUCUGGGAGUGUUAAUUGGAUGCAGUUCAACACCAUGAAGACAUUUGUGAAAGGCCUAACCACAAGACUUCUGCAUCAAAACACGAGGUUUGCCUUGGCACAGUACUCCAGGGAAUGCACCAUCCACCUGAAAUUCAAUAUGUUUGAGAGAGCAACAUGGAACCGUGAGGUGGACAGUAUCAUACAGCAACAAGGAGGCACUUAUACAGCUGGUGCCAUCCAGACAGUUGUGAAUUCUGUAUUUGAUGCGUCUGCUGGAGCGAGACCUGAUGCUACAAGGAUCCUCAUUGUCAUCACAGAUGGGGAGUCACAUGAUGCCCAAUAUUAUCCCACUGUUACAAGAUUGGCUGACGCUAAAAAUAUUUUUAGAUACGCUAUUGGGGUUGGCAACGCCUUUAACAGUGACUCAGCACAAAAUGAGCUCAGGAGCAUCGCAUCCUCACCCACAUCAGAGCACAUGUUUAAAGUGGACAGCUUUGAGGCACUGGACCAAAUCAGCAGCACCCUUGAAAAGAGCAUCAUUGCCAUAGAAGGAACCCAAACCAUUGGUGAUGCCACAACGAUGGAAUUUGCCCAGAAUGGAUUCAGUGCAGCUCUUGUGUCUAGACCCAAUGAGAGGUUUCUAGUGGGUGUGGUCGGGGCAAAUGAAUGGAGAGGAGGUUAUCAGGACAUCCAUCUGUCCAGCGGGGAGCCCAGCUUUACCAGGGUGGAUCAGAUCACGGCUAACAGCUAUCUGGGCUACUCCAUGGCUAUAGCCCACGGGGGAGAGGAUCACAUAGUUAUGGGGGCCCCCAGGUAUGAACACAAGGGGCUACUCAUGGUCUUCUCUCCUGGAAACAAGACACCAAAGAUGAUCACACAGUCUCAGAUCGGUGCCUACUUUGGAGCAGAGGUGUGUGUGGUGGAUUUGGACGGAGACUCCAACACUGAUCUGAUUCUGGCAUCUGCCCCCAUGCACACAGAGGGAGAGAGAGAGGGGAAAGUGUUUAUCUACAGAGUAUCAUAUCAGAGCAACUUCAUAUUUGCCGGUCUGCAGGACACUGGUGUGUCCCUGCUGGGGCUGGAGGGUCAGAGGGGGAGGUUCGGCUCGUCUCUGGCCAGCCUGGCUGACCUGAACGGGGACGGGGUCAGGGACGUGGCCGUGGGAGCUCCUCUGGAGGAUAACGGACAGGGCAGCGUGUACAUCUUCAACGGGAGGAGAGAGGGAAUCAACCCCACCUACUCACAGAGGAUUGCGGGUUCGUCGGUGCGGUCCGGUCUGCGGUUCUUUGGGCUGACCGUGGCCCAAUCUGCUUUGGACCAGAGUGGAGACGGACUGCCUGACAUCGCAGUCGGGUCCAAAGGAGCGGUUCUGCUGCUCAGGUCAAGGCCCAUUGUUACUAUAACCACAAGUGUUACAUUUGAACCAUCCAAAAUCCCCAAAUCCAUCUACGACUGUAAGAGUCCUCAGCAGAAUAAAGCCAGUGUGUGCUUCAGCAUGACUAAGGUCACUAAAGAUAGCUUGAAAGAACUGAAGGCAAAACUCACCUACACACUCAGCCUAGAUUUUGUCCGUCAAAAUUCCCGAGCCUUCUUCACAGCUGGAGGGACAGCUGGAGGGAAAGACAGGAACGAAAACAAAGAGGUCACAGUGCUAGGUAAAAGCUUCACUUAUAAAGUAUUAUUCCCUUCAUCAUACGCUCACCCACAGCGAUCCUUUGUGUUCUUCCAGUGCUCCCCAGAGGAUGUUGUGAAUCCUGUGGACGUCCAGGUGGCCUUUUCCUUCCAGGGGCUUCCUAUCCCGUCUGCAGACCAGCUGACACCAACGCUGUCCAUCAGCUCCCACAACACCACAGACCACCAGUUAAGCUUUGAAGUUGACUGUGGAGAAGACAACAACUGUACUGAUCAAAUCCAUAUCAACUUUGAAUUCUCUGGAUCCAUCAUCGAGGUGGGCAUUACACAGGAGAUGAGUGUGAGGGUGAGGGUGGAGAAUAGAGGAGAGAACUCCUACAACACACAGGUGCUUCUUUUCUACCCUCCUGGCCUCUCCUACAGGACCUUCACCAAGAGCCAGGGCAGGGUGGAGUGCACUUCUCUAGACAGCACAGAUGGAGUCACCUUGGGACAGACUGACUGCAGCAUCAACAGACCCAUCUUGCGGGCUAGAGAUAAGGCUGAUUUUAUUGUUCAGUAUGGAAUUGGUGAAAGCAGCCGUUUUGGUGACAGGAUCACCAUUCAGGCCAAUGCUUCAAGUGACAACGAUAUACAUGAUCCCAGUAGCCGGCUGUCCAAACGUCUGGAUAUUGGGGUCAAAUACAGCAUAUAUGUAAUUCUGAACAGUUUUAAAGGUACCACCAACUACAUUAAUUUCACUGCAGGAGAAAAUAAUUUGCAAAAACCAGUGAUACAAGAAUUAGAGGUGACAAAUAAAAUCAGAGGACUCAAUCUGACUGUUGUUAUUCACGUUCCAAUAAGACUCCAAGACAAAGAUAUCUGGACCAAUGUGGGCAGUUUGCAAAUCCAGGGAUGCUCUAGAGGGCUUAAGAGAAGUCCAAACAUCAAUGACCUGACGCGUUUCUUCAAGGACAACAAGGAGCCUCAUGUGAACUGCUCCAUCGCCGUGUGUCUGGAGUUCAGGUGUAACUCCUACAUGAUGAGAGACGACCAAAUCCACUACAGAAUCUCAGGGAAAGUGAGCUCAGAGUGGAUCGAGCAGACUGGGCUGCGUUCUGCUCUGUUCCACCUGGUCAGCUCGGCCACUCUGGAGUACAAUAACAGCAAGUACAUCUUCUACUCCGCAGACUCUUCCCACCAGCCACCAGUUUCCAAGAUUGAGACUCUAGUGGAGGUCUAUGAUGAGCCAGACCUGACUAAGGAGAUCAUUGGUGGAGUGGUGGGUGGCCUGAUCCUAUUGGCUCUCAUGACUGCUGGCCUCGCCAAGUCGGGCUUCUUCAAGAGUCAGUAUCAGCAGAAACUAGAUGAAGCACAAGGAGAAGAGGCAUCACUGCAAGCAGCAGCAGAAUAAGGCAGGGAUCACAUUAGCCAGCGGCAAGCGGCAGCGGCAGCGGCAAGCGUAACGCAACGCUCAGACCAUAAUAAUACAUCUAAACAUUCUAUCUCGUUCCUAAAUUCAAUCUUUGUUGCUCCGUUCUUAGACGAAUCUGAUUGGUUAAAAUACCUAAACAUUCUAAAUGUGAUUGUGAUGAGCCGAACGUUGCGCUUCAAAGUUGAACCAAGUUCAACUCCCAGUUUGCUCAGCGAUAGCGUUACGCCAGUGUUGUCACCGUUCCGCUGCCAAACUAUAUAGAGAACAAUAGGAAAUCUGCCGCUUGCCACUGUCUAGUGUGAUCCCUGCCUAACUGUCUUUUUUCUCUGAGAGAUGGCUGGAUCAGAAUUGAACACUGGUUGCAUGUGAUUGGUUUGUUCAAUUUCACUUCACCAGAGAGGUGUUGCCUAUUUCAGAGUCUUUGCCUUGGCCCAGCUUCCUGCUACCUAAAUCAUAGCUGAACUUGGGCCCUGCGUGCAUAUGUGUGUGUGUUUAAAAAGUGUUUAUGCAAAAUAUAUAAAUGUAUGUAUAAAAAAAGACUCAUGCUUAAUCCAAUUUUUGUAAGAGCCGUUCAUUUAUAAUUACUGAUAAGUUUUGUGUAGUGUGGACUUGUUUGCUUCUUCAGGUUCACUUCCCAAACUCGCAUCAAAACCCACAGGUGAAAUACACAAUUACAGGGUCACGUGAUCAUGUUCCAUGACUGAUCAGUCAGCCUGCGUUCUAACAGGGAUGCUACACUGGGCACUAAUUGAAGCGCUCAGUUUGCGACGCGUAAAAAAACAUCUUAGACUUUUUUUUCGAACAUACAGUACAGUACAGUACAGGUACGUGCCGCUAUCUCAUUUUGUGUAGCUAUUGCAUUGAUUACAGUGAACGGUACGCUUCAGUUAUGCACCUGGUUUAACUUCCCUGUAAAGCAUUUUUGCAUACAGUAUUUCUUCCUGCAGCAAUAAACAAAUAUAUCUAUUUUUUUUAUUAAAUAUACAAAUGCGAUUGUGUUUUUGAAGGGUGUACCACCAACAGACAAAAUGAUGAACAUGAGAUACAUAAUAAGUAAAGUAAUUGUUUGUGUGGCAGGCAGUAGUAGGGGUGUGAAUUGGUAUACCGCUUUUUAGGAUGGUGAACUUGUACAUCAUGUUUGACCUAAAGGUGUUUACAUUGAGACCCAUAUACUUCCCAUCUACUGUAUGUGUCUUCUGGUUGUAUACAGUACUCUCAUGAUAAUGUCUGUAAAGCUUAUGGUUUUGUGAUUUCUCUUGUCUACACAUUUUGCCAAAACAAUUUACUUUUGUAGUUUUAUAUUGUGUUAUAAUCUCAUUAAAUGCUGGUAACUGCUGUCUAAA